This is a messenger RNA of Quercus robur (English oak), 3300 nucleotides long. Its product is annotated as probable disease resistance protein At4g27220. The transcript has 3 exons. Gene Ontology annotation, molecular function: ATP hydrolysis activity; ADP binding. The record is from RefSeq and is a predicted model, not a curated record. Bases 1 to 3300 code for a protein of 1099 amino acids. NCBI's taxonomy places the organism in Eukaryota, Viridiplantae, Streptophyta, Magnoliopsida, Fagales, Fagaceae.
AUGUAUUUGGAGGAACCAAAGGAGGAGGAUUUGGAGGAGUGGAAAUUAGGGUUUGUGUUAGAGGAAAAGGGGAAAGAGAUUGAGGAUUUGAUCAAAGAGAAUCCUGUGAUUGAAGAGAUUUAUGAGAACAUUGUUCCGACUAGGGUUGACAAGGAGAGUUUUUGGAUUAGGUAUUUUUAUAGAGUACAUAAGCUGAAGCAAGUCGAGGAGGCGAGAGCUAAGCUCAUGAAGCGAGUGAUUUCCCGUGGCGAAGAAGAGGAUUUGAGUUGGGAUUUUGAUGACGAUGAUGAUGAAGAAAAUGGCGAGAACAAUAAUAUUAGUAAUAAUAAUAAUGUAGUUUCUCGGAAUCAAGACAAUGUUGUUGAAAAUGUUGGUGUGAAAUUGGAUGAGAAAAGAGGGGAUAGUGAGGAAUCAGGGCGAAACGUGUCUUAUUAUAGCUUCUUUAUGGAGCAAAAGUUGCUCAAUGGUCUGAGUGGAGUUAGCGGAAAACAACUUGUUCCUACUUCAUUGAUAGUUUGGUAUCCGAAAGAGAAGAAUUCUCAUAAUGCAUCACAGUCCACCAUCCAGGAUAAAAUCGAGGAUAAAAUUUUCGAUUGGGUGCUUGCAGCACUUGGAUGUUAUCUGAUUCGCUACAAAAGUAACGUUGAUAAUCUCAAAACCCGAGUUAAGGAGCUGCGAGGGGCCAGAGAUAGACUGCAACGUAUUGUUGAUACUGAUAGAGGGAAUCUAAUGAAAAUUGAAGAUGAUGUUAAGAGACGGCUUACCGAAUCUGAUGACAUAAUAGCAGUGGCAGGGAUAAUCCUUGAAGAUGAUAAGAAGGGAUGGUGGCUCAAUAUUAUGUCCCGUUAUCAAGUGAGCAAGAGGGCAGACAAGGCAGCAUUGGAAGCCAAGAAUUUGAAGAAUGAGAUAUUAAAGAUCGAUGGCAAUAGCGUUGGCUAUCAUGAGCCUACACAAGUGGUAGAGACUGCGACGUCAAAUAGAGGGUAUGAGGUCUUUGAAUCAAGAAGGCUUAUAUUAACUGAUGUUCUGAAAGCACUUGAAAAUCCUGAUAUCACUAGGAUUGGGGUGUACGGGAUGGGAGGUAUCGGGAAAACCAUGCUAGUCAAAGAAGUUCUAAAACAAGCUGAGAAAGGCAAGUUGUUUGACAAGUACCUUUUUUUAGUUGUAUCCAAUGAUCCAGACUUGAAAAGGAUUCAAAGGGAAAUUGCGGAGCAAUUAGAUCUAGAACUUGCGGUGGAGAGUGAAUUAGUAAGAGCAGAUAAACUGCGUCAGCGAUUGAAACAAGAGAAUAGGGUCCUUAUAAUUUUGGAUGACAUUUGGAAGUACCUGGACUUGGAAGCUCUUGGGAUUUUCUUUGGAGAUGAUCAAAAGGGGUGCAAAUUAUUGCUGACGUCCAGACUUCAGAAUACACUACGCGAUAUGGGUACCCAAAAGCAGUUUCCAGUUGGAAUUUUAUCAGAUAAUGAAGCGAUAAGCUUGUUUGAGAAGAUAGUUGGGUAUUUAGCCGGUGAAUUCAAAUCUAAGAUGCCUCGAAUUGUCAAAGAAUGUGCUGGAUUACCAAUUGCCAUUACAACCGUUGCAAAUGCGUUGAAAAAUAGAAAAAAUAUAGGUGUUUGGAAGUAUGCACUCAAUCAGUUGAAAAAGUCUCGCCCAAUAGAGAUUGUGGGAACGGAUGAGAAGGCCGUGUACGAAAGUAUAAAGUUGAGUUACGAGUUUUUACCUGAUGAAGAAAAGUCAUUAUUGUUGCUUUGUAGUCUACAUGGAGAGGAUUACGACAUAAUGAUAGAAGACUUGUUGAAAUAUGCUGUGGGUUGGGACUUGUUGAAAAACGACCAUAAAAUAGAAGAUGCUAGAUCUACGGUGCACAAAUCGGUUGAAGGACUCAAAGAUUCUUGCUUAUUGUUGGAUGGUAAUUAUAAUGGAACAGUCAAAAUGCAUGACGUAAUUCGUGACGUCGUCAUUAAUAUUGCAGCUGAAGAAAGGCAUAUGUUUACUAUAAGAACUGUUGAUGAAUUGCAAACUCGGUCUAAACGUAAAGAUACAGUUGCAAUUUCGUUGCCUUACAUUAAUGAUGAUUUAGACCUUCCUAAUCAGUUUGAAUGUUCAAAGCUUGAGUUACUUUUGUUGUUCAGGCAAAAAGAGGGUUUCCGUUUCAGGCAAAAAGGUUUCCGUAAAGAAUCUAAAGAUACAGUUGCAAUUCCAGAUUCAUUUUUUGAAGGGUUAAAGGAUCUCAAAGUGUUGAAGUUAUCUGGAAGCUGGUAUGAAGUACUUCUACUUCCUUCAUCACUUUCGUCCCUUGAAAACCUCCAAACAUUGUGUUUAGACGGUGAGGUACAGAAUGCAAUCAUAAUUGGAGAACUGAAGAAUUUGAAAGCUCUUAGCCUUUCAUUGCCCGGUGCUGAACGGUUACCAAAAGAGAUAGGGCAGCUGACUCACCUUCAGUUACUAGAUUUGAGAGGAUGUUCCAAACUUAAAUUUAUUCCACCCAAUGUGUUAUUUAAUCUGAAGACGUUAGAAGAAUUAUAUUUGCCAGAUAAUGUUGAUUGGGAGGUGGAAGCACAAAGCAGUGAAAGCACAGAAAGAAUUAAUGCAAUGGUCUCAGAGUUGGACCAUUUGACUCACUUGACCAAGUUACAUAUAUGUAUUAAGAAUGCAAAGAUUCUUCCAAAAGCCAAGCUUUUUGAAAGGUUGGAAAGCUAUAGAGUGGCCAUAGGCAGUGCUUUGUUCUGGAAUGAAACUUCAGAAACUUCACGAAUUUUAAAGCUCAAUAUAAUCUUGGAAUCGGACUAUGGGUAUAAAGUAUUAUUGAGGAAAUGUGAAUCUCUCUUUUUGGUUAUAAUGAAGGGUGUUAAAAAUAAUCUAUAUGAAUUAGAUUUGGAAGGCUUUCCAUGUUUGAAGCAUCUCAAGGUCGAGAAAAAUGAUGAGAUUCAGUAUAUUAUCAAGUCUAUGGGAGUUCGAGGUACUGUCUUUCCUAUCUUGGAGUCAAUUAAACUACAGUAUGUGAACAAUUUGGAACGAAUAAGCUACAUGCGAACAACGGAGUCUUUUUGUAACUUGAGAGUGGUAAAAGUGAGCAACUGUUGUCAGUUGGAAUUUGUCUUCUCCUCAUCUAUGGUUGGAUGCUUUUCACACCUGCAGGAAAUGAAUAUAGAAGAUUGCGAGAUAAUGAGUGCAAUAGUUGCGAUAGAAAGAGAAGAAGAAAUUGAGGUCAAUAGUGACGACAACAUUAUGUUUGCAAAUCUCCAAUCUCUGAGAUUUAAGGAAUUUAUUAAAGUUAAAGGGCUUCCUUUCUGUUGUUGA